AUGACGGAGUAUAUUCGGUUCGGUCACAUGGAACUAGUGACCGAGUGCGAGCAUACUACCAAACAGGCAUACUAUCUCCCUCACCAUCCCGUUAUCCGAGAUUGCAGCACUACGACCAAGGUCCGUGUCGUAUUCGAUGCGUCAAGCCGAUCCUCCACGGGUGUAUCGCUCAACAAUGCGCUGAUGGUGGGCCCCACAAUACAGCAAGACUUACGAGCGAUCGUGAUGCGCUCUCGUACGUACCCGUUUGUUUUGAUUGCUGAUAUAGAAAAAAUGUAUCGGCAAAUUCUCGUGCAUCCUGAUGAUACCCCACUACAGAGAAUCUUCUGGCGCUCAUCUCCCGAUCAACCGAUACAAACGUACGAGCUCAAGACGGUGACGUAUGGCACAGCUUCGGCUCCUUUCCUGGCAACUCGAGUUCUCAAACAGCUGGCAAUCGAUGAGGCGGAGGGUUUCCCGAAGGCAGCGAGGGUUAUCAGAGAGGAUGUUUACAUGGACGAUAUCUUCUCCGGGGCACAGACGGUGGCAGAAGCAGUCGAGCUGCGAGACCAGCUGGUAGCGAUGUGCCUCAAGGCUGGCUUUCCGCUUCAAAAAUGGGCUUCGAACGACGAAGCAAUCAUGAAUGGGAUUCCUGCUGAGCGACGGGCGCUUCAGCAGUCGAUAAAUUUUGAUCAAGACCAAACACUGAAAACACUUGGCCUUCAUUGGGAACCGGGCACAGAUAUACUGAAAUUUAGUAUCGAUUUUAAACCUCCGACAGAUGCUAAACUCACAAAAAGGGCAACUCUUUCUUGCAUUGCGCAACUUUUCGACCCGUUGGGACUUGUGGGUCCAAUUUUAGUAACGGCAAAGGCAUUCAUGCAAAAGCUCUGGACGUUAAAGAACGAAAAUGGGUCAAUUUGGGAUUGGGAUCAAGAAUUGCCCGACUACCUUAAACAUGAAUGGGCCAACUAUCAUACUCAACUCCCCCUACUGAACGGUGUUCGGCUAGAGAGGUACGUUCUCCUGCGCAAGGCAGUCGAGAGUGAGUUACACAUUUUCUCGGACGCAUCCGAAACAGCGUAUGGUGCGUGCGCUUAUAUUCGAUCUGUUAAUGAUCACGGCGAAAUUAAAGUGGCUCUCCUUACAUCGAAGUCGAGAAUCGCCCCCCUCAAGCAAGUUAGCAUUCCCCGCCUAGAGCUUUGUGGCGCUCUUCUGGCUGCCGAACUCUACGAGAAGAUUCGGCUAUCAAUUAAUGUUGAAAUGAGUGUUAAAUUUUGGACGGAUUCGACAGUGGUACUGAGUUGGCUGAGGGCUAUUCCAUCAACUUGGACCAACUUUGUGGCAAAUAGGGUUUCCAAAAUUCAGACUGCGACGGAAGGAUGCUCAUGGCAACACAUUACCGGCGCAGAAAACCCAGCUGAUGUUAUUUCUCGAGGCUGUUUACCGUCAGAUCUUCUUUCGAAUUCCUUAUGGUGGCAGGGACCAGAUUGGCUGAACCAAGACAAGAGUUCUUGGCCUACUCCGAACGUUGAUAUCGUAACCAGCACUGAUUUUGAAUUGAGAAAAUCCGCAAUCGUUUCCUCUUCAGCGAACGUCGAAUGCAGCUUCAUUGAUGACCUCCUGAAACAAUUUGAAAAUUUUCAUGCGCUUCUACGCUUCACCGCAUAUGCGUUGCGGCUCAGCACGAAUUUCCGCCUGCCACAGAGCGAGCGCAGGUUCCAGUGGCUCACGACCGACGAACUGAGAACAGCAGAACACACGAUUGUUCGACUUAUCCAACAGCAGCAUUUCCCCGACGAGUGGAGAAGGUUAAAAAAAGGCGAGCCGGUAUCGAGUUCUUCGAAGCUGAAGUGGUUCUACCCAAUACUUAGCCAGCGUGAUGACGUCAUUAGAAUCGGUGGGAGAAUUGAUCGAUCAGCGCAACCGUACGAAUCAAAACACCAGAUAAUUCUCCCAGGAUCUCACCCCUUCACCGUUCUUUUGCUCCGCUCUUAUCAUCAUCGUCUACUGCAUGCUUCUCCCCAGCUGUUGAUAAACAUGGUCCGGCUCAAGUACUGGAUUUUGGGUGUGAGAUCAGCCGCUCUGAAAGUUGUCCACCAAUGUAUUGCCUGUGUGAGAGCGCGACCCCAGCUGAUCGAACAGCUGAUGGCCGAGUUACCAGCAUCGAGAGUUUCUCCCACACGGCCGUUCUCUGUUAUUGGUAUCGACUAUUGGGGACCGAUUCAAAUCAAACCACGACACCGAAGAGAUGCUCCAGGCAAGGCAUACGUGGCUGUGUUUGUCUGUUUUUCAACGAAGUCCGUCCACCUUGAACUUGUGGUGGACCUCACUACAGCCAAGUUUCUCCAAGCGUUCCGGCGAUUUGUGAGUCGUCGUGGUCUGUGUGCCCAUGUUUACACAGACAACGGUCGCAAUUUUGUUGGUGCGGCAAACGAGCUACGUAGGUUCCUCCGAAGCAACGACUACAAGAGUCAUCUGGCCAAGGAAUGCUCCGAGAAUGGGAUCCAAUGGCAUUUCAAUCCACCGAGGGGAUCUCAUUUCGGAGGUUUAUGGGAGGCAGCGAUCAACUCGGCCCAGAAGCAUUUCGUCCGUGUUUUGGGAAACCACUUACUGCCCUUCGAUGAAAUGGAGACGCUUUUGGUGCAGAUCGAAGGCUGUCUCAACUCUCGCCCUAUCACCCCUUUGAGUGACGACCCCACCGACUUAGAGCCCCUCACCCCUGGUCAUUUUCUCGUCCAAUCGGCGCUUAAGGCAGUGCCCGAUGACGAUUUUCUGUCGGUGCCUACCAACAGGCUGACUCAAUUGCAGCUGACCCAGAAGUUGGCUCAGAACAUAUGGAAAAGAUGGAAUGUUGAAUAUUUGGCUACUUUGCAAACUCGAUCGAAAUGGUUGAAGGCUCCUGUUAAAAUAGAAAUUAAUCGUCUCGUUCUUAUCAAGGAUGAGAAUCUCCCUUCCACACAAUGGGCAACAGGCAGAAUCCAUAAGCUUCAUCCCGGGGCUGAUGGGGUGACUCGGAUGGUAACACUACAGACAGCGAAAGGUUUCAUCGACAGACCGGUUGCAAAGCUCUGUUUGCUGCCGAUCGCAUCAAUGGAUGGCGAGAUGAAUGAAGGCGAGAAUUCAUCAAUCAGCAACGAAGUCGCAAAGAAAUCAGCAUGA
Molecule: messenger RNA, 3141 nt
Organism: Uranotaenia lowii
Lineage: Eukaryota; Metazoa; Arthropoda; Insecta; Diptera; Culicidae
Exons: 1
Coding region: 1-3141 (1046 amino acids)
Biological process (GO): DNA integration
Molecular function (GO): nucleic acid binding
Source: RefSeq, a predicted model, not a curated record